Messenger RNA from Salvelinus sp. IW2-2015, 1788 nucleotides. The record is from RefSeq and is a predicted model, not a curated record. NCBI's taxonomy places the organism in Eukaryota, Metazoa, Chordata, Actinopteri, Salmoniformes, Salmonidae.
AUGGAGGUGGGGAUGAGACCGCCUACCACUACCUCAUACGCCUGCCGCCUGCCGCCUACCACUACCUCAUACGCCUACCGCCUGCCGCCUGCCGCCUACAACUACCUCAUACCGCCUGCCACCUGCCGCCUGCCGCCUACCACUACCUCAUACCGCCUGCCACCUGCCGCCAGCCGCCUGUCAGCCUACCACCUACCACCUACCGCCUUACCGCCUACCACUACCUCAUACCGCCUACCGCCUGCCGCCUGCCGCUACCACUACCUCAUACCGCCUGCCACCUGCCGCCAGCCGCCUGCACCUCCACCUAACCUACGCCUACCCACCUACCACUACCUGCACUACCGCCUACCGCCUACCACUACCUCAUACGCCUACCGCCUACCGCCUGCCGCCUGCGCCCUGCGCCUACCUCAUACGCUGCCUGCCCCUACCGCCUACCGCCUGCCGCCUGCCGCCUGCCGCCUACCUCCUACCGCCUGCCGCCUACCACUACCUCAUACCGCCUGCCACCAACCACCUACCGCCUGCCGCCGCCGCCUACCACCUGCCACUACCUCAUACCGCUGCCGCCUGCCGCCUACCACCUGCCACUACAACAUGAUACGCCUGAACCAAACACACCUUUAUUCAACAUCACCGCCUGCCGCCUGCCGCCAGCCGCCUAACCACUACCUUUACCGCCUGCCGCCUGCCGCCUGCCGCCGUACCACUACCUCAUACCGCCUGCCACCUGCGCCAGCCGCCUGUCACCUACCACCUACCACCUACCACUACCGCCUACCGCCUACCACUACCUCAUUACCGCCUACCGCCUACCGCCUGCCGCCUGCCGCCUGCCGCCUACCUCAUACCGCCUGCCGCCUACCGCCUACCGCCUGCGCGCUGCCGCCUGCCGCCUACCUCAUACCGCCUGCCGCCUACCACUACCUCAUACCGCCUGCCACCAACCACUACCGCUGCCGCCUGCCGCUCCUGCUGCGCCUGCCGCCUGCCGCCUGCCGCCCUACCACCUGCCACUACCUCAUACCGCCUGCCGCCUGCCCCGCCUACCACCUGCAUACCUCAUACCGCUCUGACCGGCUACGCCUCAGCCGCCUUGCCGCCUGCCAUCUGGCGGGCCGACCUACUACCUACAUUACCGCCUGCCUGCCGCCUACCACUACCUCACAUACGCCUGCCGCCUGCCGCCUACCACCUGCCACUACCUCAUACCGGCUGCCGCCUAGCGAGGCCGCCAGCCUGCCACACCUCAUACCGCCCCGCCUACCGCCUAGCCGCCUGCGCUGCCCCUGCCGCCACUACCCUAGACCUGCAUACCCCUGCCGCCUACCACAUACCUCAUACCGCCUUCCGCCUGCCACCCUGCCGCCUACCACUACCUGCAUACCGCCGGCCUGCCACCUGCCGCCUACCACUACCUCAUACCUCCCUCGCACCCCUACCCACCGCCUCCACCUCCUACCACCUUACCCAUACCCUGCCAACUGCCGCCUGCGCACUACCUUCAUACCGCCUGCCACCUGCCGCAGCCACUACCUCAUACCGCCUGCCACCUACCACUACCUCAUACCGCCUGCCGCCUACCACUACCUCAUACCACCUACCACCUACCGCCUGCCGCCUACCGCCUGCCGCCUGCCACUACCUGAUACCGCGCUACCACCUACCACCCACCACCUUACCACCUACCACCUACCACCUACACUACCACCUACCACCAUGCCGCCUGCCAUCCUCAUACCGCCUGCCGCCUACCCCUACCCAGACAUACCCAGCGCACAGUAA